AUGGACGAUCGAUUUUUAUCUGGGGGAGCUCUCUCCGAGAUGGACGCGGAUUAUACAGACUAUGCCACCGAGGCUCCGUUACCGUCACCUGCUGGUACUCCCUACAGGACACCGCUUCUAUCAAGGCAUCCUAGCCGUCAUGCGACUCCAUCCCCAUCCCCAUCACCCUCUCCGUACCCUCUCUCUAGCAGUCCUCCCACGACAAAUGGUCGAGCGUCUCCGCUUCGCCGUAUGAGCAUGUCUCAUCAUCACGACACCUUUGACGACACAAUAUCAAUUCUCGACCCCCGCCGGUUCACGCCCACCCUUCACGCCAACCUUGUUGCUGAGAUUUUGUCGUUACGGAGAGACUUGGAAUCUAAAGCGAACCUCAUCGAUACAUUGGAACAUGAUUUAUCGGCUGCGAGGUCAGAGCACGAAACUGCUACUACAUCUGCUGCCAUGGCGCAGCGGGAAGCAAGGGAUGUGAAACGUCAAUUGGCUAGAGUCGAGAACGAUGACGCUGUUGGGGCUGUAGCUAGAGAGAGAGAUGAAGCAAUUGAAGCCAAUGCUGAGCUUAAACGACAAAUGGAACGGCAGGCCAAGAAGGCGCGGAGCUUGGAGGAAGAACUUGAAAGGGUCGAGACAAUCGCAAGGAGGGAUAUUGAGAGGUUGGAGGAUAUAAAUAGAGUUCAAGAGCGGCGAGUUCAUGUCGCCGAAGGCCGGUUAAAAACAAUUUUGGGCGAGAUAUCAGCUGCGAACGCUAUGCCACCACCACCUCCGUUACCUAUGCCUCAGUCUGAAUCUGAGAAUGAGGAUCCUGCCCCCUCGGAGGUCGCCAUGAGCGAUACAGCAAGUAUCAGAACUAGCAUUCAAGAAAGGCCAAGCAGUCUGGUGAUGGGUGACGACGUUGCUGAGCGCCUGGGGAUCAGAUUUUCUAUAUUGACUGGUAGUCAGGGGUUGAGCUUGGCGGACGAGCUUGAUCUGGAUGAUGGCGAGGAGGGAGACGAGGAAUACGAAGGUCAUGAGGAAGAGGAUGAUGACGAUGACAAUAGGACAGAGACCGAAGCUGAGGCUGCCGGUAAUAAUGACUCUGGUUGCAGUAGUGGCUCGGAAACCGGAGAUGAGGGGGAUAUUCAACCCAUGCGAGAGUAUUGCGAAGCGGGUGUCCAGGUGGAAGAGGAAGAAGAGUCAGGUGAAGAAAUGGAGCGACCGGAGAUUGUCCUUCUCGAAGAGGCCCGUACCGAACUUGGGCGAACCCAUUCUGAGCUCGACCGAAAAUCUUCUGAGUUGGAGAAAACCUGUAUAGAACUCGACAAAGCUCAGGAGAGGAUUGGGGAGCUUGAGGAGCAGGUUGAUGGGCUUGCUGAGAAGGUUGCUGAGAAGAAGCGUGCUUUGGCUGAUAAGGAGAUUGAUCACGGGCACAAGAUCAAGGUGUUUGAAGCUCGAACCCGUGAAGUCGAAGAGCGUUGGGCGUCCAUUGAGUCGAAGGAGAGGGCACUCGAAAAGAUGGAGAAGUCUCUUGAUGAGAGAACAAAGAAUCUCGAUAAGAAGGAGAGAAUGCUUGACAACAAGGAAGCCAUUGUCACACCCAUUCCUGAUUCGCCUGUGGAGAAAGAGCUCCCAAUCCUCCCUCUUGACGACGAUAAUGUUCCUGCGGAGAACGAUGCUCACUCGCCUACUCUGUCACCUCCAGUGAUGUAUGAGACUAUUGGAACUCAGACAGAUCCGAUGAAGCCACCGGCUCUACAGAUCAUUCCAACGAUUGCAGUUACCCCUCCACCACCAACACCGCCUCUCCCUGGGCGGCCGAAGGUUCCGAUGAGAAAUGCUGCUGUUCAGACACGUAAUCUCAGGCAAAAGACUCGGGGAAUGCAGACAGACGAGCCCGCCUUUGAAGAUCGUAUCAUGAAGCUGCCCGCAAGGUUAAUGCCUGCGGCAAUCCUGGCCAAUAACAACUCUGCUCUUUCUGUGGCUUCUCCGACACAGCCUGAACAACCACCACCGAGCCCUCCCAAGAAGAGUUCCAAGAGAAACAUUAAGAGGAUACCUACCAUGGCUCCUGCAUUAGCUCCCGUACCUACCUCUGCACCUAGAUCCGUUCCAGAUAGUCCUGGUCCCCCCGGAACUGCUCUUAUAUAUAGUUCCCCCAAGGCGCCUUCUGAGUUUGGAGAAACCUCGGAGAAGGACAAGGAUAGUGUUCGAAGACACUUAUUUAAUGGGAUUGAUCUGUCACAUGAUCUUCCACAGUCUUCCGGUGAUGAUGACUUCCACGACGAUGCAGAUCUCAGCGGUAAUGAGUUCAAGACUGCGCUCUCUGCACCAAAGCCCAAGAAGAGGGGGGAUCGGAUCAGCGGUCUUGGUAGGCCCUCCCCCGUUAUUGAGGGCACAGACGGUAUUAUCUACGAAGCGUAUAAGAAGCCCACAAAUAUCCGUCGUAGCGCUAUGGUAUCUAGUGGUGUGCAUGCACACCACCGCACUAGGAGCCCAAGUCUGACUAGCAACCGGACGAGUGAGAGUGGCGGUCCUAAGAUUGGACCGCCUUUCCCUGUGCCCAUUAGACAUAGCUCUAGAAAGGUGGGAGGUUAUGUCAGUUCUAGGACCGAAAGCCCAACACCCAUGUCUGCCAGUUUGCCUAGGCGAGCUCUUCCCCCCGGACGACCUACAAGGCAACAGUCAAUACGUAAGGUUCGUUCUGCAGCUGCUCUCCCAAGUCUUCGGACCUCCAAUUCUAGGACCAGGUCACCUCCUCCCCUCAGUGCUUCCUCAGCAGCUCCUGACAGUCCCCUCCUCCCCCCCCCUUUACCUAGGGAUGAAGUACUUGCCCCUGCAUUUGAUAAGCAAAAGAUUGGAUCUUCCAAGCAUAAACACCAGGCUAGCACGAAUACCUCCAAUACGGGCAACGCUUCAAUUGGAAGCUCGAUUCAACAGAUUAGUGUAGUAGAUGCGAUUGCGCAAACCAUGGUUGGCGAGUGGAUGUGGAAGUAUGUACGCCGGAGAAGGUCCUUUGGAGUUCCGGAUUCCCCUCAGGCCUGGGAUGGCAGAGACGAGAGCACCACUGGUGGCGGUCAACGACAUAAACGAUGGGUCUGGCUCGCACCUUAUGAGAGAGCUGUUAUGUGGUCCAGUCGGCAACCCACCAGCGGAAACGCCUUGCUCGGGAAGAGUGGCAGAAAACUCCCCAUCCAAUCUGUCUUGGAUGUGAAGGAUGAUACACCAUUACCCAAGGGAGCCAAUCCAGCGCAGCCGCUAUUCAAUCGAAGCAUUCUCAUCUUGACACCCGCAAGGGCUCUCAAAUUCACCGCUCCGAACAAGGAGAGGCAUUACGUUUGGUUGACGGCUCUGAGCUUUUUGUCCCAUUCUGCCCAUGAGAGUGAAGGCUUACUUGCCCUCCCACCUCCUAUGCCGUUUGAGUAUGAUCAAAUGCAGCAGCAGCGGCCGCAGUCGCCGCCGUUGACUCGACCGCCCAUUCCACCCGUUCCCGUGAACCGCGACCCACCAUUCAAUCCUAUUCGAGACUCGAUACGCGUAGCUAAGGGCAAAGGCCGUUCGAGAACCAGUCGUUCGGAAGUAAACGGGUACGCGGGAAGCAACAGUCUCGGGAGGAACUCGCGUCGGGAUGUCGACCGCCACGGUCUCAUGACAACUGACAGCAUAGCUGAACCACCCAGCAUCCCCCGAUUCCCUGGUCACAGUCGCAAACGCAGUAAUACGGCCCGACCAAGUACAAACCGCUCGAUAAGCCAUGGAUAUAACCCGAGUCUGCACUCUUCCUUUGGGGGCUCAUCAAAUGGAGAUUACUAUCCGCCUGGAUCAAUGGGUGUCGGCGGAAUCGGGCUCAUAAGCGGGAAUAGCUCUUUAAGCCAUGGAAUCCCAGGACCGAGCCUCGGAGGAUGGGAAUCUGGAUCAAUAGGCACUGUCCGAAUGGAAGCAUUUAUUGACCCGAAACCGAAAUUCGAGUUUGACGAAGAGGACGAGUACCUGGGCAAUAAGCCAAGCUCUUAUCGCCUUAGGAGGGACAGGAGAAGUAGCAGGCAGGAGAGCUACUGGACCCGGGGCGGAGAUUUUUAUGCUGGUGGAAGCGAAGCUGGCAAGGGGAGUGUUAUUGGCGGGAGCAUUGACGACGACUUCUUCCGCGGUGAUGAUCCCUUUCGUGAAUUCUGA
Messenger RNA from Tuber melanosporum (Perigord truffle), 4143 nucleotides. RefSeq lists its product as uncharacterized. Gene Ontology annotation, biological process: dynein-driven meiotic oscillatory nuclear movement; microtubule cytoskeleton organization; establishment of mitochondrion localization. The coding region runs from base 1 to 4143 and encodes 1380 amino acids. Lineage: Eukaryota; Fungi; Ascomycota; Pezizomycetes; Pezizales; Tuberaceae. Gene Ontology annotation, cellular component: mitochondrion; cell cortex. The record is from RefSeq and is a predicted model, not a curated record. The transcript has 3 exons. Gene Ontology annotation, molecular function: phospholipid binding; tubulin binding.